GAAGGAAAGCCCAAACCCGCAACCACGUCCCACUCCCACUACCGAAGUCGGCGGCGGGCGGAGGCAGCUGCAGGACAUGGCGUCGUCGUCUACUCCGGCGGCCAUCCGCGAUAUGCAGAAGGACCUCGAAGUCCAGGCCAACGCCCUCAGCAAGAUCCAGAAAGACGUCUCCAAGAACCACCAGGUCCGCAAGCAGUACACCAUCCAGGUGGGCGAGAACGAGCUCGUCCUCAAGGAGCUGGAGCUGCUGAGCGAUGGGGCGAACGUGUACAAGCUCAUCGGGCCGGUGCUGGUCAAGCAGGACCUCGCGGAGGCCAAGGCGAACGUCAACAAGCGCAUCGAGUACAUCUCGGCGGAGCUGAAGCGGAUGGAUCGGGCGCUCAAGGACUUGGAGGAAAAGCAGAACAACAAAAAGGAAUCGAUAUUCAAGUUGCAACAGAGGAUGCAGGCAGUACAAGCAGGACAAGUAAAGGCGUAGGCAUCUGUAUGUUUGUUGCAACUAGUCCAAAGGCCAUCCGGCAUUCAAUUCCAAUACCCUCCAGCUUUUCGUGUGGAGUUAGGUGCCUAGUAUCCUCGUCUCUAAAAAAAGGACAGAAGUGUUCUGUUCUAGUAUUGAGAAGUUCUAAAGGUUUGUCUAGUGAAGUAUGUUACUAUGGGCUCUCUGAUGUAAAAGUCUGGCACCCGAUAGAAGAUGUAGAACAAGCUUUUUAGUGGUAUCCUUGGAUGAACUUUUUGAUG
Molecule: messenger RNA, 738 nt
Organism: Phragmites australis (common reed)
Lineage: Eukaryota; Viridiplantae; Streptophyta; Magnoliopsida; Poales; Poaceae
Product: prefoldin subunit 6-like
Exons: 5
Coding region: 77-478 (133 amino acids)
Biological process (GO): chaperone-mediated protein complex assembly; protein folding
Cellular component (GO): prefoldin complex; cytoplasm
Molecular function (GO): protein-folding chaperone binding
Source: RefSeq, a predicted model, not a curated record